Molecule: messenger RNA, 3702 nt
Organism: Mytilus californianus (California mussel)
Lineage: Eukaryota; Metazoa; Mollusca; Bivalvia; Mytilida; Mytilidae
Product: atypical kinase COQ8B, mitochondrial-like
Exons: 14
Coding region: 237-2396 (719 amino acids)
Biological process (GO): ubiquinone biosynthetic process
Cellular component (GO): extrinsic component of mitochondrial inner membrane
Molecular function (GO): kinase activity
Source: RefSeq, a predicted model, not a curated record
ACUUUUGACCGGAAGUUUUGAUCUUACGAAAUCACGAAACACACACGCUUGUCCUUGUGGAAACUUCAGUUAUGUAAAUCACACAUUCAACAAAAAUUGAUAGAAAUUUUACUUAAUUCUAGGAGUCAUAUUCAAAUGUUUUAAACUUUUGCUUGCUCGCGCGAAAAAGUCAGGAGAUACCAAGACUGGCAAGAGGGUAUAAAAAUUGUCUUGCGUGAUAAAAUUUCGGAAAUAGGAUGGCAAGGAGAUCAGACCUCUUAGGAUUCAUCAGAGGUCUAGAGAGCAUAACAAAAGCUCUAGUAGAGACUCAGGGUGGUGAAGUACAACAGGCAUGGAAGAAUAGUACUUUACGGCCUAUUGUUAAAGACCUUAAAGUCAAAAGUGAAGAAGUUCUCAGUGAUGCUGUAUCUAAACAGCCAGAUAUACAGCAAAGUGUCCAGGAUAAAAUUGUACUGAUGGCAACACAAGCAAAAACAGUUCUAGAAAUGGCUAGAUCCGAAACAUCAUCAAGAUCAAGAUUUAUGAAUUCAAAAAGUGAAGAACUAUUUGAUGACUUUGACCUUUCUGAUGUGCCAGGAGAAAUGCUGUUUGCUGAACAAUCAGUUGGAUUGAAGAAGGAAACAAAAGACAGAAAAUUGCACACAUCUGAUGUAAAGGAAGUAAACAUCGAUGGAGCUAGUAAUGAAGAAUUGAACAAAGAUCCUUUACUUAAUAUAAACUCUAUAGCAGUUGAAACUUCACCUGAUCUAGUUACACAAUUUGUUCCACCCAUGUCAUCUGAAAAUGAAAUCAAUAUGGAAGGAGGCAAAUUGGAUGGGGUAACAGUUGACCCAUUUUUCAAUGCGAGUGCAGCUGCAAUAGAUCUGGAUAUGGUUGAGUCUUCAAAAGCUGAAGGAUUAAAAGGACCAGAGAAAACCAUGUAUGAACCAGAGCUUUCAAUCCCAGCAACAGAGAAAGCUAAAUCCACUCCAACAAAACCAUUAACAUCUAGUCAAAAAAGAACUGUUAAUAUUACUUCACCAAAGUUAAGUGAAAGAGCAAAAGAAAGAAGAGUUCCAGCAUCUAGAAUUGGUAGACUUAUGAACUAUGGGGCUUUGACAGCAGGUCUAGGCAUGGGAGCUUUAGCUGAACAGACCAGAAGAACAUUAGGAAUUUCACAAAAUGGAGGUGUGACAGCUGGAGCAAUAUUAGACAAAUCCAAUCCCUUUCUUACUGAAGCCAAUGCAGAAAGAAUUGUUAACACAUUGUGUCGUGUAAGGGGAGCCGCAUUGAAACUGGGACAGAUGCUCAGCAUUCAGGACAAUUCUUUAAUCAAUCCAGAGAUAACUAAGAUAUUUGACAGGGUCAGACAAAGUGCAGACUUUAUGCCCACAUGGCAGAUGAUGAAAGUUUUGAGAAGGGAACUUGGAAAUGACUGGAAGGAUAAACUUGAAUCAUUUGAUGAGAAGCCAUUUGCUGCAGCAUCUAUUGGACAGGUCCACAAAGGUGUGCUACAUGAUGGUAGAGAGGUGGCAAUUAAAAUACAGUAUCCAGGAGUAGCUAAAAGUAUUAACAGUGAUAUAAAUAACCUGAUGUCAGUCGUCAACAUCUACAAUAUUCUACCAAAAGGCCUUUAUGUAGAAAAUGUGAUGGAAGUUGCCAAAAUGGAAUUAGCAUGGGAAGUUGACUAUGUGAGGGAGGCUGAAUGUGGAAGAAAAUUCAAGAAUUUUUUGACAGAUAAUAAUAAUUUCUAUGUGCCUGAAGUGAUAGAUGAAUUAAGCACCAAAGAAAUUUUGACAACAGAGUAUGUAGAAGGUUUACCUUUGGACCAGUGUGUAGAUCUUGACCAAGAAACCAGAAAUAAAAUUGGUCAAAACUUGCUAGAUCUAACUUUAACAGAACUAUUUGUAUGGAGAUUUAUGCAGACUGAUCCUAACUGGUCAAAUUUCUUCUAUGAUCCUAAAACAGACAAGGUUAUUCUGUUAGAUUUUGGUGCUACGAGAGAGUUCCAUAAAAACUUUGUUGAUGCUUACAUCAGGAUUAUAAAAUCUGCUAGAGAUCAAGACAGAGAUGGGAUACUGAAAUGGUCUCAGGCCACAGGCUUCCUUACAGGAUAUGAAACUAAGAUUAUGGAGAAAGCCCAUAUAGAUUCUGUGAUGAUUUUAGGCAGAGCAUUUGCAAGCAAAGAACCAUUUGAUUUCGGAAAACAGUCUACAGCUAGUCAGAUUCAAGACCAGAUUCCUGUCAUGGCUAAGCAUAGACUCACACCACCACCAGAGGAAACUUAUUCCUUACACAGAAAAAUGGCUGGAUCUUUUCUUCUUUGUGCCAAAUUAGAAUGUCAGAUUGACUGUGGAACAUUAUUUGAUAAAAUAUGGGACAAUUAUAAAUUUGGGACAACAGAGACAGAAUUAUGAUGAUCAUCAAAUUUAGUUCAUUAUUAAAAUGAGUAAGAUUUGUAUGCCCAACUUACAAUUCAUAAAGAAUUGAAUACAUGUUAUUUAAUAAGCAAUUGAAAUUGUUUUGUCAUUUUAUUUUGACAGUGCAACUUUAUUUUGUGUUUGAAUUAUAAGUUAUACUUGAUAUUUAUUUUACAGAAUGCAUGGUAAAUCGUAAUUUUGUUGUUGUGAAUUCUGGGUGUAUCUAUUUAUUUUUUGUUCACAACUUUUCUUCAUUAUUAGCAUACCUGGAUUAAAAGUCCAAUAUGAGUUGCUGUUAUCACUACUUGUUUGAUGAACAACAGUCCGAAACUGUCCGGAUUUAUGCUUUGGCACAAUGAUGCUAUGUUGGAGUUCUGGUUGUCAAUGUGUGGUUCUUCAAUCGGGGAACUUUUCUGCUGCAAUCUCAUUGAUAGCCUUGAGUUGGAUGUAGCUGAUAAACAUCCUUGAGUUUGAAAGACAAUUCAUAAUCUGUUAUCACUAUUUAUUUAGGCAAUGUCAAAAACGUAGGCUUAUAAUGUCAUCAGCCUCUUUCUUCUCGACUGAGAAAAACCCUUAUCAUUUGAGUUAGUGCGAGAUGGAAAAUUAUCAUACAGAAAGAUCAAAGGAAAUUUGAGAAAAUGGGAUUAACAUAUAUUAUCAAUCGUAUUAAUUUUUCAGUUAGAAAGUCAAAGAUUUAGCCAUGAUGCCUGUUAAUGUCUUCUACAAUACUGAAAUAUAUUACAGUCUUAAAAUUUUCUUUCAAUGAUUGUAGCUGCAGAUAUAAAGCUGGUCUUUUUCUGCAGUUAGAUAAUGAUGUUACUAAUCAUCAUGAACUACAGAUUUAAAAUUUAACAUCAGUUUUGUUCUGCUUGAUCUUUCUGUUGACAAGGAUAUUGCCCUUUGACUUUUUCACUGUGCCUCCUGAAACAUUGGGGGGCCUCGGUGGCUGAGUAGUCCAACUACUGUAUCACUAGCAUGUCAACACUGAGGUUGUUAGUUUGAUUCCCGAAUAUGACAGGUGCACUCGACUCCAAUCUUAAUUGACUAGGAUUGUUAGUUUUCCUACUGAAGGUCGGUGGUUCUCUCCCAUCUUCCUCCACCAAUAAAAACUGACUGCCACAAAAUAUCACGAUAGUGUUGAAAAUGGCGUUCUUGAUACAUUGUUGAGUUUUGAUGUAUACUUGUAUGUAAAUGAGUGAUAGAUUGACUUUCAGUUAGAUCAGCCCAUUAAUGACAUCAUAAAUAGUGUUGUUCUUAUGUUACUUUGCAUAUAAUUCUAUUGUAUAAAUAAAUAUAAAAGAUA